This is a messenger RNA of Alternaria arborescens, 114 nucleotides long. RefSeq lists its product as hypothetical. The record is from RefSeq and is a predicted model, not a curated record. NCBI's taxonomy places the organism in Eukaryota, Fungi, Ascomycota, Dothideomycetes, Pleosporales, Pleosporaceae. The transcript has a single exon. Bases 1 to 114 code for a protein of 37 amino acids.
AUGGAGAAGGACGAAGACAAGACGAAGGGAAAGACGAACAAAACGGGGGAAGAUGAAGAGGAGGAGAGUGAAGAGGGUGAGGACGAAGACGAGCUGGAAGUGGGGAAAGGAUAA